Actinia tenebrosa (Australian red waratah sea anemone) is the source of this 2815-nucleotide messenger RNA. RefSeq lists its product as uncharacterized. Gene Ontology annotation, biological process: calcium ion transmembrane transport; intracellular calcium ion homeostasis. Gene Ontology annotation, molecular function: calcium:proton antiporter activity. The record is from RefSeq and is a predicted model, not a curated record. Gene Ontology annotation, cellular component: membrane. NCBI's taxonomy places the organism in Eukaryota, Metazoa, Cnidaria, Anthozoa, Actiniaria, Actiniidae.
UUUUUUCUCGUUUAGAUCUGGGCAAGCUUUUUUCGGUUGAAUGGUACGGCGUUGUUUAUGCGAUGCCAGUGAAGCGGAAUAUAAUAGCUUGAGAGAGUUUUCUCAGCAUUCCGAAUACAUUAUUUUCCACCCGGGUGAUCCCUUCAAUCGGAAGCUAGAAUUAAGCUGUCACGCCCCUCCACAGAAAACUCAUUUACGCGUCUAUAACGCUCAAAUAUUGUCCAUCCUUUGCUUGCUUGGCUUCGUUGUGGAAGGCAGUGACUCAAGAAGACAUCUUUAGCUUCAAGAUGGCGCGCUUUAUCAAGCCUUUGUACAUCACCGUCUUUAUUUUCUUCGCGUUUCAGCUACUGAGCCCCUCUAGUUCUCACCCUCUAUUUCGACGGGCUGUUGAAGAAUCAGGGAAUAAAAGCAAGGCGAAUGAAUCUGAGAAACUAGCGCCAUGUCUGGAAGAGAGAAAUGGCAUAUAUCCUUGCUCCUCAACGAUAAGUGGGAAUCUUUUGUUGAUGGUAUUCUAUGGUGCUAUUCUUGGAGUUGCAGCAAAAUGUAUUUCAGAUGGUGCUGAGCUACUUCUAGACAUUGGUGUUCCUGCAGCUAUUGUUGGUGGCAUUGUUCUUCCACUCCUGGGAGCAGUUCCUGACUCAGCCAUCAUUAUUGUGUCUGGUCUCGGUGAUGAUGCACAGAGCAAACUGUCAAUUGGCAUGGGCACCCUUGCUGGUAGUACCAUCAUGUUGCUGACAGCUGCAUGGGCCGGCAGUGUGUUUAUUGGCCGAUGUGACAUUGACAGGAAGGGAGAAGCAAUUGAGGGAACUGGUACUGGAAAGUUGAGCUUAACCAAACAGGGUGUUACAGUCCUUCCUGAUGUAGUCACUGCUGUUGUUAUUAUGCUUGGCACAUCUCUGUCCUACUUUAUUGUCCAGGGUGCUGAUUGGUAUUUUGGCCCCCACAACUUUGGACCACAACCACCCUAUGUUAGAAAGGCUGCUCUUGCGACAAUGAUCAUUUGCUUCAUCCUUUUUGUUUUCUACCUUGGUUUCCUGGCAUAUGACAGCAAAGCUGCUGAGAGGAGAGCUGACAAACAUCGUCAAUCACUGAUUCAGCGCAGGGUUCUUCACCGCUUUGUCUUGAUGGCCAGCAAGGAGACGGGACAUGAGCGCAUUGGCGGUGAUGAGUAUGACUCCCCUGAAGACAUCAAAGCUAAAGAAGAUCACAUUCAAUCCAAGUAUUUCAAGGCCUGGCAUCUUGGUUCUGGCAUGAGGUCCAAGAGUGAAGGUACUGAAAAGGAUCCAAUACUCUCCAAGGAUCAUGAGUCAAUUACUGACGACGAAAAGGCUCCAUUACGAAAAGAAUCCUUUGAAAUAAGUGAUCAGGAGGAGCACGAGGAGCCAGAACACGAGGAGAGUCGCUCAGUCUUGACAAUGAAGUCCAUUGGUCUUCUUGUUCUUGGUGUCGGCCUGGUAACCAUCUUCGCUGAUCCUAUGUGUGAUGUGCUGGACUCGUUGACCAACCCACUCAAUCAUUCACACAUCCCCAUCAGCUCCUUCUAUGUGUCGUUUGUCGUGACACCACUGUGCUCUAACGCCUCCGAGCUGGUCUCUUCGCUCAUCUUCGCUUCAAAGAAGAAGAAGGAGAAUGUGUCCAUGACAUUUUCACAGCUGUACGGUGCCAGCACCAUGAACAACACCCUUUGCCUUGGCAUCUUUGCCGCUCUUGUUGUCUUCAGAAACCUGAGGUGGUACUACUCAGCAGAGGUGACCGUUAUUGUGCUCGUGCAGUGGGUUGUCGGGUUUGCUGGACUUCGCUACACCUACAAGAUUUGGAUGGGUAUGAUCGUUGGAUCCAUGUACAUCAUUUCAAUUCUCUUCAUCGCUUUACUAGAGAGUAAAGCAAUUGGAUGGAAGUAAACCUGCCUGGCGGGAACACUUCCUCUACCCGCCAGCUACUUGGUACAUUCUUCAUUGGAUAAGUCAGAACACCUUAUUUUUGAUUGGAAUAUGAAUAACGACUUUAAGAAUAAUAAUUGUAUAAUUGAUGAAACUAAGCGGUAAGAAGGAAUUGUUAUUCUGGAUACGGCAGUGCGCUGUUUUUGUAUUUGGAUGUACCCGGGUGUCUACGGGAUGCCUGUAUACCGGGGUUUGCCAGAUAUCAUAGUGUAUCCGAAGUUUGUCCAUAUACGCGGACACAAGUAUGUUCCUGGGUGACUCCGGGUGUCAAAUAGCCGGAGAGUAACGUAGCGCGUCAAUUAGUCGGGUGACAUUUUGGUAUGAAGCACUGGGUCAACAAUUGUGUCGAAGUAUCGGGUGUCUACGAGUUUGUCUAUAUACCCAGAUGUCACUUGGGUAAAUUGAAGUGUUACCGUAGUGUAUCCGGGUGUAUCCGAGGGUACCGGAACUAUCGCACUGCUGUAUUUAGACUAACCAAUAAGCCCUCAUGCAUUUUUCUAGCAACUAGAAUAUUGUAAUUUAAAAAUUUCCUGUAGAUAAAUGAAUUAGGACUUAAAAUAGUUCCUUCUUUAAAUAACGAAUUGCUAUCUUCCUAAAUCAAGAAGUCUCAAAUAACGACACUAUAAACUAAUUGCAACUAAAGUAGAUGGCUGUCUAUUUCAGCCGCCUACUCAAUUUAACUGUGAACAGCUUGGAAAAUACGGUCAGUCUGCUCUAGUUGUUCCAGACAAGCAAAGAGUAUAAAAGGCUGGGUUCAAAAAUACCUCACUACCACCCCCAAGGGUGUACUUGACUCAACCCUGUUUCCUGCUCGAUCAAAAGCUGUGGGACUAAAGUUAUAAAGAAAAAUACAUUCAACUUAAGUAGUCCUUAAA